CGCGCCUCAGUGGGACCGGAAGUGGGCGCGAGUAGAGAGGAAGGGCGGGCCGGGUACCGCUGAGGGAAAACGAGCAGGAUGUCGCUUGCCGCCGCCGCCGCGUGCGCUGUGCCGCGGAAUGAGGCGCUGCUUCCUUCGCCGGGGAAGGCAAUGCUGCGGGGGAGUCGUCCGAGCGGAGGGGCCGGAGGGCCAGCCGGGCCAGGGGACUGCGGCCAAGAGAGGCGGCCCGCGGAGGAGGAGGAAGAGGCGGCGCCGCCGCCGCCGAGAGACAGCAAGGAUGGAGAGGAAGAGGAGAAGCUGGAGCGGGAGCACUUCCGGAGGAUUAUCAACGCCUUCCGUUACUACGGAACUAAUAUGCAUGAAAGAGUAAAUCGUGCAGAAAGACAGUUCAGAUCUCUUCCGGCGGUUCAGCAGAGAUUACUCCCUCAUUUUCUGCCUCACCUUGACAAGAUUCGGAAAUGCAUUGACCACAAUCAGGACAUCUUGCAAACAAUUGUGAAUGACUGCACCAACAUGUUUGAAAAUAAAGAAUAUGGUGAUGAUGAUAAUAAAAGAAUUAUACCAGCCUCAACAUUUGACAUGGAUAAAUUAAAGUCCACUUUAAAACAAUUUGUAAGAGAUUGGAGUGAAACUGGAAAACCUGAGAGAGAUUCCUGCUAUCAGCCAAUCAUCAAUGAAAUUGUGAAGAACUUUCCAAAAGACAGAUGGGACCUCUCCAAAGUUAAUAUCCUGGUACCCGGUGCUGGACUAGGUAGAUUGGCCUGGGAAAUAGCUAUGCUUGGUUAUACUUGCCAAGGAAAUGAAUGGAGCCUCUUUAUGCUCUUUUCUUCUAAUUUUGUUCUUAACAGAUGCUGUGAAACAAAUUCAUAUAAAUUAUAUCCCUGGAUCCAUCAGUUUAGCAAUAACAAGAGAUCUGUUGAUCAGAUACAGCCAGUUUAUUUCCCUGAUGUUGACCCUCACAGUCUUCCUCCUGGUGCAAAUUUUUCUAUGACAGCAGGCGAUUUUCAAGAAAUCUACUCUGAGUGUGAUAUAUGGGAUUGUGUAGCAACCUGCUUCUUCAUAGACACAGCACAUAAUGUCAUAGAUUACAUUGAUACAAUAUGGAAAAUACUGAAACCAGGAGGAAUAUGGAUAAAUUUAGGUCCUCUGCUCUAUCACUUUGAAAAUUUAGCAAAUGAAUUAUCGAUUGAGUUGAGUUACGAAGACAUAAGAAAUGUAAUGUUACAAUAUGGUUUCCAUAUAGAGGUGGAGCAUGAAUCUGUCUUGACCACAUAUACUGUGAAUGAGCUGUCUAUGAUGAAAUACUACUAUGAAUGUGUCAUGUUUGUGGUUAGAAAACCAGAGAAUAGUAUAUGAAAUGGAUGCGGGGGAAGAUGCUGGCAUUUUUGUUGAUGACAUUAGCACAUAAUUGUCUCUAAAUUAUGACUGGAACCAACCUCAUAUCGGCAGUGCCUUCCUGUUACUCACAAUAGCUCUGUCUGUUUUCUAAACCUUGCCAGAGUCAGACUUCUCGGUAUUAGAGCAAUGAGUGUGCAAUACAAGUGUCCCCACAUGUGUACAUUAAAUUUUGAUUAAUCAGGUUUCUUUCCUAAGCAAGCGGAUAAUUUUGAUACCUCAUUUACAUACAUCUGUUGUAAUUUAGAACAAAGUAUACUUCCACAUCUGAAAGAAUACCUAGUAUCAUGGUGAACACUUAAUUGAAUUUUGCCCCACAUUUAAGAGAAAUGCAAAUUAAAAAAUCACCCUAACAUA
Molecule: messenger RNA, 1752 nt
Organism: Anolis carolinensis (green anole)
Lineage: Eukaryota; Metazoa; Chordata; Lepidosauria; Squamata; Anolidae
Gene: carnmt1
Product: carnosine N-methyltransferase 1
Exons: 8
Coding region: 79-1356 (425 amino acids)
Biological process (GO): carnosine metabolic process
Cellular component (GO): cytosol; nucleus
Molecular function (GO): carnosine N-methyltransferase activity
Source: RefSeq, a predicted model, not a curated record